This is a messenger RNA of Odobenus rosmarus divergens (Pacific walrus), 2099 nucleotides long. It is a transcript of the gene FAM168A, whose product is annotated as family with sequence similarity 168, member A. The transcript has 8 exons. The coding region runs from base 283 to 990 and encodes 235 amino acids. NCBI's taxonomy places the organism in Eukaryota, Metazoa, Chordata, Mammalia, Carnivora, Odobenidae. Gene Ontology annotation, biological process: positive regulation of base-excision repair. The record is from RefSeq and is a predicted model, not a curated record.
AGCGGUCCCCCGCCCCCUCCCUCCGCCUCCUCCUCCCUCGCCCGCAGCCGAGCGUCCCCUCCCCCCACCCGUCGGGCUCUUCGUCGGCUACUGCAGAGGAUUCAGAGCCUAGUCUGAGGAGGAGGCUCCCGUUCCCUGCGCGCCAUCCGCCACCUUACUGGACACCGGCGAGGGAGCGAGAGCGUCGCCACUGUAGCCUCCAGAGAAGACAAGGGCAUCGCCGCCUCCGCCGCCGCCGUCGUCUUCGCCUGCAGCGGCUAGCCGGAUCCUCAGUCUUCCACAAUGAACCCUGUGUAUAGCCCCGUGCAGCCUGGGGCUCCUUACGGCAACCCUAAGAACAUGGCCUACACAGGUUACCCUACAGCCUACCCGGCAGCAGCCCCUGCCUACAAUCCCAGUCUGUACCCCACCAAUAGCCCCAGUUAUGCUCCAGCAACUCUGCUGAUGAAACAGGCCUGGCCACAGAACUCGUCUUCCUGUGGUACUGAAGGCACCUUCCACCUCCCAGUGGACACCGGGACCGAGAACCGAACUUACCAAGCAUCCUCUGCGGCUUUCAGAUAUACUGCGGGGACACCAUACAAGGUCCCACCGACCCAGAGUAAUACUGCUCCGCCCCCCUACUCCCCAUCACCCAACCCCUAUCAGACGGCCAUGUAUCCAAUCAGAAGUGCCUACCCCCAGCAGAAUCUGUAUGCCCAGGGAGCCUACUACACACAGCCGGUGUACGCUGCCCAGCCCCACGUCAUCCACCACACCACGGUUGUCCAGCCCAACAGCAUUCCCUCUGCCAUCUACCCGGCGCCUGUUGCUGCCCCCAGGACCAAUGGUGUGGCCAUGGGCAUGGUGGCUGGCACCACCAUGGCAAUGUCAGCAGGUACCCUGCUGACCGCACCCCAGCACACCGCGAUCGGGGCACACCCUGUCUCCAUGCCAACGUACAGGGCCCAAGGGACCCCCGCGUACAGCUAUGUGCCCCCGCACUGGUAAAGCCUGCAGCCCAUCCAAAUCUGGAGUCACACAUUGUAUGCAACUACUCAAGUCUUACACAGGUGCUGGAGCAGUCCCCUAGCAGCACCACCUCUAUUUGCAAGAAGAGACAACAGAAGUGCAAGGGUCACUUUAUGCAUCUUUAACGGUUUUGGUUUUUAUUUUUGGUUUUUGUAAAAGCUGCUUUUUCUAAUCUCCUGCCUCUCCCCACUGUCCCCUUCUUAGCCGCUACCCUUCCAGCUCUGUCCCCUCCUUCUGACCAGGCACAUCCUCUCUGCUCUUCUUCGCCCCUUCCCCAAGCAUCUGGUCCCCGGGGACCCCAGUCUAGUGGCAGGCAGAGAGGGGGGUUUAUUGCAAUGGUUCAGCUGAAGAUGUGAUUUCCUUUGAAGAGCAUAACACAUGUGGCCCUCAGGUCCAGGGUAGAAACUCAGAGCUGUCGAGCAACUUACAUCUCUGGGGGAUUAUUUCUUUAUUUUUCCUAAGCAAGAUUGGUUGGGGACAUGACCAUGUCCUGACACAAAGGAAAGUCUUCUGAGAACCAUCGCAACAGACCAAGAACAGAAUCACCUGAUUAGGUAGGAGUGUUCAUAGCAGCUUAAUACCCCAGGUGAGAACCUGGGAAAACCAGAUUCUUUCCUUGGGAGAACUUGAGGGAGGGUGGGGAGGAGGGAGGGCACUGUGGGAAGAAAGAGGGGAGAGGGGCUUGCCUGCUGGCUUCGGUUUGUAAGGUCUCUGGCCAAAUUGGGCCUGGACCCUCUGAUUUGCACAGUGUUGUUAACUGACCUGGCACUUCCUCAAAAGGUAAUUUUGACCUCAGACCUGCCAAGCAGCUUCAGGGUGAUGGUAUCCCAGCCUCCCAAAGCCUUGGAAGGCCAGGUGCCCUAUGUAAUCCAGACCUUGGCCCCUGAGCCCAGUGGACCCACUCUGAUAAGAUGCUUCCUCCUGAUUAGAGUGGGAACCUAUGGCAUUUUCUCUCCCUUCCCUCUGCCCUUCCCGGUGCCAGGGCUCACCAGUCUGUCCAUGGGGCUCUUGGUUACCUUGUGCCAUUCACGGCCAAAGUGAAGGAACCACAUUCUAGGUGGGUGCUGGCAGCUCUGAAGGUCAGGAUA